AUGGCUAGCGAGCCAGCAUUGUGGGCCGGGGGAGGUCACUCGGACGAAGAUUGGUUCGACGAACUGCUUGACGAGUCGAGCCCUUCUCAUGCCCUGUCCGACGCAGACACUGUCGACCUCUGGCGUGGCCUCGCAUCAGCGGAAUCCUCUGGCGCCGUAGUCUUCCGUGGUCAAGCUGCUCCCGGCAACGGUCGCGAACGGCUGCAACCCCCCUCGUUAGCGAACAACUCUCAGGUCCCUUCGUUCCCCAGCUACCAACAGAAUCAGCACCAGCGUUUUCACCCUUCGCAUCAGCAAAGCUACGAGAGUGACGCAGGCUUCCGUGAACCCUUUAGGCAGGCACGGAGGUCUCAGAAUCCAACUCAGUCGUACAUGAGUGAGAGCUCGUUCAACCACGGCACCGUCAGUAACGACGUGCCCCUCGAAAGGACUAUGAUGGCGAACUACCCGCAUGGUCAGAGUGGCGGUGAAGCUGCUGAUCAGCAGAGCGUCAGGCCUUUCAAUGCGUCUCAGCUACCUCAUGUCAAUAACGCGGGCGGUUACGCACCCGACCCGUUCCUGGCCGCGCCAAAUCAGAUGCAGCAAGGUUUCCAGUUCUCCCAAAACAUGGCGAGUACUAGCCGUAAUGUCGCCGGCAUCGCUCAGGACCGUCACGUCCAGCGGAGCGGUUUCGAAACGAUCUCACGACACCCUUCAGCACUAGGCUCUCAUCAGCAAUACGAUUUCUCUCACUCACACAGCAACCCUCAGAACGACGGCACUGUUCGCACGUACGCAGGACCAGCGCCAACCAGGAAUUUCCAUCCAUACCACGGGACCUCCCAGCCAUCCGACAUUCAACAUCCACCUAACAUCUUCCAGCCAUACGGUAGCCCUCAGCCAUACGGUAACCCUCAGAGAUUAAGCGGUCUGCAAGCAUUCGGCACCCUUCAACCACUCGGCUCGUCCCAGACGUACGGUCUUCCGCAGGCACACAGCAUCAGUCAAGCAUAUGCACUUCCACCAGCCCAAACCGCACCGGUACAACUGUUCAACCCGCCACCUCCAGCGUUGGGUAUGUCUCCUCGAGCCAUCAACACCAACACCCCUACAAAGACCGGCGCUGUUUACGGUGGUCAGACACGCGAACGGCUCUCCCCUCGGGUUCGGAUGCCCGUGAACAUCGAUAUUGGACUCGUCGAGAUCUGUACAUUCCUUCCAGACGCUUUACAAAUCCCGAAAGUUGCGAUGCGCGCUGUGCACGCCGGCUGGACAGCUCUCGAUCUUGCGAAUGCGGUGGUGGAGCCUGUCGACGACUUGACCGCAGACAAUAUCAAGACUGCCCGAGGCAGAUUCCAGAAGCAACUCGCCAAAGGCGCCAGCCUUUGUCACGGUUGGACCGGCACCUUCAAGCUGGAGAGUGUGCGUGCUCAACACGGUGCAGGCUUCGGGUUCGACAUGACUUCUGCCAGCUAG
Messenger RNA from Saxophila tyrrhenica, 1455 nucleotides. RefSeq lists its product as uncharacterized. NCBI's taxonomy places the organism in Eukaryota, Fungi, Ascomycota, Dothideomycetes, Mycosphaerellales, Extremaceae. The record is from RefSeq and is a predicted model, not a curated record. The transcript is spliced from 2 exons. The coding region runs from base 1 to 1455 and encodes 484 amino acids.